GCGUUCUAUGGACGGGAUGAUGUGGGAAUACGGCGAGAGGUCGAAGUCUGGCAGGACCGCCAAGAGAUUGCUCAUGGGGAGGGAAGACGAAGAUGGAGGAGGAGGAUGUGCAUGGUCUGGUCGGACACGGCUUCUUCGUCGUUUCCUCGAACGCGUGUAGUGUAUUUCAAGGCGAUGAUGAUGAUGGUGGUGGUGGUGGUGGUGGUGGUGAGGGAUGUCAACGCUCGGGAUAUAUAUGCUGGGCGAUUCCUCCUGGUGUGUCCAGCACUGUACUGCUGCUGCUCUCACUCGUCGUGGCGUGGAGAGGAAGUUGGUUGUUGAUGUCCACGAUCAUUACACUACAUACCUAGGCAUCAUGAAAUGGACGGAGCCCGCCCAUCUACUGUACCUAUUAAGGAGGGAUACUGUAUCUACAGUAGGGCUAGUGCAUCUACGGCAGGUACAUACACAUGUGGGAGGAAUCCUCUUCGGUGAACGAACUGCUUCCCACAUGUACCUAUUACCUACCAGGUAGAUAUGUAUGUAUGUGUGUAUGUAUGUAUGUGUGUCUGUAUGUAUGUAUGUCUGUGCAGGCAGGGACG
Messenger RNA from Dissoconium aciculare CBS 342.82, 581 nucleotides. RefSeq lists its product as uncharacterized. The record is from RefSeq and is a predicted model, not a curated record. The coding region runs from base 93 to 350 and encodes 85 amino acids. The transcript has a single exon. NCBI's taxonomy places the organism in Eukaryota, Fungi, Ascomycota, Dothideomycetes, Mycosphaerellales, Dissoconiaceae.